Emys orbicularis (European pond turtle) is the source of this 720-nucleotide messenger RNA. RefSeq names its product NADH:ubiquinone oxidoreductase subunit B9 (gene NDUFB9). Gene Ontology annotation, biological process: mitochondrial electron transport, NADH to ubiquinone. The transcript is spliced from 4 exons. The coding region runs from base 62 to 586 and encodes 174 amino acids. NCBI's taxonomy places the organism in Eukaryota, Metazoa, Chordata, Testudines, Emydidae. The record is from RefSeq and is a predicted model, not a curated record.
GGCCCGCGCGCGCCCUUGGCGAAGGUAAGGCGGUGGGCCGGGGCCGGGCCCGAAGCCCAAGAUGGCGGCGUACCUCACGCACCAGCAGAAGGUGCUGCGGCUCUACAAGCGGGCGAUGCGCCAGCUCGAGUCCUGGUGUAUCGACCGAGACCAGUAUCGAUUCUUUGCCUGUGUGCUGAGAGCGCGGUUCGAAGAACACAAAAAUGAGAGGGAUAUGGUGAAAGCAACAAAAAUACUGAGAGCUGCUGAGGAAGAACUUUGGGCAAAGCAGCAUCCUCAACCUUACAUCUUCCCUGAUUCUCCUGGAGGCACAGCUUAUGAGAGAUAUGAAGGUUACAAGGCUCCUGAGUGGUGCUUGGAUUUCUGGCAUCCUUCUGAGAAGGCAAUGUAUCCUGAUUAUUUCUCCAAAAGAGAGCAAUGGAAGAGGCUGCAGUUAGAAAGCUGGGAAAAAGAGGUUAAGCAGCUAGAGGAUGAAACUCCGCGUGGUGGUCCUGAGACUGAAGCCUUGCCCCCAGCUCGCAAAGAAGGGCAUCUGCCACCUCUGUGGUGGCAUUAUGUAACAAGACCCCGAGAACGGCCAGUGUAAAAGAAUCCGUGCAUGAACAAGCAAAUUACACUCGAGUAGUUUGUUCUCUACAACCAGUAGGAAUUCCAGUUAACAUGCACUAUUGUACUUAAUGCACAAUAAAACUAAAAUAAACAUGAAUAUACUUUAGAUGG